GGUUGCUGGCGACAGUAGCCAUCUAGGACUUUCUGUGCAGAGGGCUGCCUUUAGCAAGCCUUGCACACAAUACACGUACUCCUGACAGUACAAUGUCUCGAGUGAUACAGCCACCUCCUAAAUUUCUACCUUCUGAGUGGAAGUAUGCAAACCAGGUGCGCUUAAGGAGCGCAGAGGCAGAGCGGGCGCGCUCGGAGCAGCUUACUGCAGAGUGUAAAAGACUAAUAGAGGAGAGUGAAAAGUCUGCGAAUCGCAUGCAGCAGGAUGCCAACAAGAGGCUAGAGCAGAGAGUUAAAGACAUUAAGUUCUGGAAGCAGGAGCUAGAGCUGAAACUACAGGAAAUGCUGCAAGAGAUUGAGGUGCUCAUCACUUAUAAGAUCCGGGUGGAGAGAGCCUCGGAGAGUUUCUCCGAGCCUCUCAAAGCCACUGUGGAGUGCCUGAAUGAGAGACAGGGGAGAGUGGCCAUAGACCUGGUGAGUGAUGAGGUAGAGAGAGAGCUUCUGAAGGAGAAGGAGGUGAUCGAGGGAGUGGUGGCCCUCCUGCAGCGAACGCUGGAGCAGAUCGUCGAGCAGAUAAGGCUAAAUCGCUCAGCCAAAUACUACUUGGAGAAAGAUCUGCAAGAUAAAUUUAAGGCAGAACGCAUCGAUGAUUUCUGCUCUAUGCUCACCAGCACUUUGGCGAGAGUUGAAGAGCAGAUUGGGCCGGCAGAGUUCACUGCGGGAGGCCCCGGAGUGAUGGUGAUGCUGAAGGAGUGGGUGACCUUCACCGACAUGAACAUCGGCAAGGCGGAGAAGGAAAGGAGCAACUCACUGUCCCUGCGGGCCCUGGUCAACAGCUUGUUGGAGCAGACAGCUGCGGACGUGCUGCGGCAACACCAGGCCACCGACGCCGCCCUGGAGCGCCGCGUGCACGAGAGCCGCACGGCCAAAGGCCAGCUGGAAGACCAGCUGAACAAGCUGCUGCUGGAGAUCGCGAGCCAGGAGCAGAACCUUUCGGCUCUUAGGGUGGCCAUCACGGAUAAGGAGGCUCCUCUGAAAGUGGCCCAGGCACGGCUGCACGCCCGCUACCAGCGGCCCGGUGUCGAGCUCUGCAGCGACCCCGUGCACACCCGCCUACUCUCUGAGGUGCAGCAGCUCACGGACAACAUUGCGAGGUUGAAAGAGGGCCUAACCCAGGCGGAGAUGGAGCUCAAAGCCCUGAUCCGAAACCAGCUGCUCCUGGAGGAGGAGAUCCAGGUCAAAUCACGCUCCCUCUACAUAGAUGAAGUGAUCUGCUCCCAGCUCCGUCAACCCAUCACAAUUCACAGCUUUUAAACAGGGCACAAGGGAGCUGGAGGCU
Molecule: messenger RNA, 1338 nt
Organism: Electrophorus electricus (electric eel)
Lineage: Eukaryota; Metazoa; Chordata; Actinopteri; Gymnotiformes; Gymnotidae
Gene: tekt1
Product: tektin 1
Biological process (GO): cilium assembly; cilium movement involved in cell motility
Cellular component (GO): nucleus; microtubule cytoskeleton
Source: RefSeq, a predicted model, not a curated record